AUGGAUGAUUUGCCAGAGGAGGGUUAUCUAUAUCAUAUCGGAGAAGGGGACAGGUCACCCAACCUCCCCACUAUUACCUUUACCCAAGAAGAUGCAACAGGCAUCAUCCCGGGGCAUGAUGAUCCCAUGGUCAUUACCGUCAUACUCGCCAAUGCUAAUCUCCACCAAAUGUUGGUAGACCAAGGGAAUUCCGCUGAUAUCUUGUUCAAAUCUACCUUCGACAAACUUGGCUUACAAGAAAAAGAGCUCAGAGCAUAUCCGAAUAGCUUGUUCGGACUCGGAGACACCCCAAUUCAACUACUAGGAUACAUCUCACUGCAUAAAACCUUUGGAAAAGGAACCCAGUCAAGGACACUAAGCAUAGACUACAUCGUAGUCAACGUGAGCUCAGCGUAUAACGCCCUAAUAGGUCGGACAACCUUGAACCAGCUCGCCGCAGUAGUCUCCACUCCGCAUCUGUGCAUGAAGUUCUCAACUCUAGAAGGGAUCACCACGAUAAAAGGAGACCAGAAGCUAACGCGACACUGUUACAAUGAAAGUCUAAACCUUAAGGGCAACCCAGAGGAGAAGAAAUCAACACCAUCGAACUCGGGGGAGUUCGAGCUCGCGAAGAACUUCGUCCACAACUUGAAGGCUGUAGACAUGCCCGACAUAGAUACCGAGCUAAUAUACCAUAAACUGGCAGUAUAUCCCGGAUCUUGGCCAGUGCAACAGAAGCGUAGGAAACUUGGCCUAGAAAGAUCCCAAGCUGUGGAAGAGUAG
Arachis duranensis is the source of this 762-nucleotide messenger RNA. RefSeq lists its product as uncharacterized. NCBI's taxonomy places the organism in Eukaryota, Viridiplantae, Streptophyta, Magnoliopsida, Fabales, Fabaceae. The transcript is spliced from 2 exons. The coding region runs from base 1 to 762 and encodes 253 amino acids. The record is from RefSeq and is a predicted model, not a curated record.